UGCAUGCACGCUACCUGUCGAUCGGACUUGGCGGUUACCAACCAACCGCCAAGAACCUUCCCGGCCUCUCCUCCUCACUCCCCCGCCGCCUAUUUCACCACUCCCCCUCUCGCCGGCGCCGCCGCCCAAUCCGCCCCACCACUCGCCACCGCCGCCCCUGCCAACUGCAGUGCCGAUGCGCUGCUGGUAGAUGAAUGUGGAGUGCCUUCACUCUCCGCACGCUCCAUCGUAAUGGCAGACCACCACCAGCAGCAGCAGCAGCCCCCGUCGUCCGCCUGCACCAACUGCGGCACCGAGCGCGCCGUCGUCUACUGCUCCGCCCACGGCGCCCGGCUCUGCCUCGAGUGCGACGGCGCCGUGCACGGCGUCAACCAGGUCACGUCCCUCCACCCGCGCGCCCCGAUCUGCGACGCCUGCGGCGUCGCCCACGCCGCGAUCCGCUGCCAGAUGGCCGGCAACCGGUCCGCGCUCUGCGGCGCCUGCGCCGACCGCCUGGCCGCGCCGGACGGCGCCCCCAUCGUGGAGGAGUACACCGGGUGCCCCUCGCCCGCCGAGAUGCUCCGCAUCCUCUCCGUCGAGGCCCCCUCGUCGCAGGAGGACUUCGACGCCUGGCUCGCCGAGAAACUGCCCGAAAUCAUGCAGGAGGUUCAGGAUGGACCUCAGAUAUGCGAUGCCAGUGGAACAACAACAACAAUAGUAGGAGAUCAAAGAGGCACCAGCAGCAGCAGCUUCGGCUGUGAUGAUUGGAGCAAUGCCUGCUCAACUUCUGGGCUUGAGAAUACUAAUGGAGUAUUUGUUGGAAAUCACUCAGCUGGGCCUUCACUCCCUUUUGAGCAACAGCAGCACCUGCCACCAUCGAUCUGCCAAUUCCUCUCAUCAUCAUACUCAUGUUAUAAUCCAUCCUCCUCAUCAUGCCAGCCGGUCAUGACAUCGACUACUCUUCUCCAAUCCAUGGGAGGCAACGAUCACCAUCCGUCUUAUCUCCUCGAUGGCUUCCCUACUUUCUGCCCUUCCAUGCCCCUAAUGUCGCCACCGCCACCACCGGAGAACGGCACCAGCUGUCAUGACGCCAACCAGCCAUCGCAGAUGCUGGCCACGGAUGAGCAAGCGGCGGCGGCUCAUCACCAGCAAGAUCCAAGCACCAUUGCUAAGAAGCGAGAGGAAAGGGACAGGGCCAAGCAAAGGUACAACGAGAAGAAGAAGAACAGAAAGUUCUGCAAGCAGAUCAUGUAUGCCUCCCGCAAAGCGAGGGCAGACACGCGGAAGCGGGUCAAGGGCAGAUUCGCAAAGGCUAGCAAUGAACACCAACACAUACUACACUCAGAUGCAGGAUAAAUUCACGAGCGAUUAGGUCGAUUUUUUCGUUCUUUUUCUCUUUUUUCCAUUCGUUUUACAUAUAGACAGUGCAUAUA
Triticum aestivum (bread wheat) is the source of this 1412-nucleotide messenger RNA. Its product is annotated as putative zinc finger protein CONSTANS-LIKE 11. NCBI's taxonomy places the organism in Eukaryota, Viridiplantae, Streptophyta, Magnoliopsida, Poales, Poaceae. The record is from RefSeq and is a predicted model, not a curated record. The transcript has 4 exons. Bases 4 to 1335 code for a protein of 443 amino acids. Gene Ontology annotation, molecular function: zinc ion binding; protein binding.